Equus caballus (horse) is the source of this 5345-nucleotide messenger RNA. RefSeq names its product DDHD domain containing 1 (gene DDHD1). The record is from RefSeq and is a predicted model, not a curated record. Gene Ontology annotation, molecular function: glycerophospholipase activity; metal ion binding. Gene Ontology annotation, cellular component: cytoplasm. Lineage: Eukaryota; Metazoa; Chordata; Mammalia; Perissodactyla; Equidae.
GCGCGGUGCGGCGCGGCGUGCGUGCGUGCGCGGCGGAAGCGCGGGACCGCGGCGUGGCGCGGGGCCGGCGGCCGGCGCGUCUCCACGCCAUGAACUACCCGGGCCGCGGGGCCCCGCGGAGCCCCGAGCAGAGCGGCCGGGGCGGCGGCGCCUGGGAGCGGGGCGCGGACGCGGAGCCGGCGUUCGGGGGCGGCGUCUGCUGCUUCGACCGCCUGCCCGGCGGGGACCCGGGCGACGGCGAGGUGCCGCUGGCCCUGCUGCGCGCGGAGCCCGGGCUCGGCGACGACCACUACGACUUCGACUCGGCCGAGUCGGGCCCCUCGCUGCGCUUCUACAGCGAGGCCGGGAGCGGCGGCGGCGGCACCUCCUCGUCGCUGCACCCGCCGCCGCCGCCGGGGCCGUCGAGCCCGGGGGACGGCGGGGCGGCGGAGGGGGGCCCCGCGGAGAGGAGGUGGCCCCGGCCCGGCGGCGCGGCCGCCCGGCACCGCUACGAGGUGGUGACGGAGCUGGGCCCGGAGGAGGUGCGCUGGUUCUUCAAGGAGGACAAGAAGACCUGGAAGCCCUUCAUCGGCUACGACUCGCUCCGCAUCGAGCUCGCCUUCCGGACCCUGCUGCAGGCCACGGGCGGCCGGCCCCAGGCCGAGGACCCGCGCGGCGACCGUGCUUGCGGCCCUGCCUCCAGCUCCGGGGAGGACGACGACGACGACGACGAGCGCGGCUGCGGCUUCUGCCCGCGCGCGGCGGGGCGCGAGCCCGCGCUGGAGGAGCUGGUCCACGUCGAGCGGGUGUGUGUGCGCGGCGGCCUCUACGAGGUGGAUGUGACCCAAGGAGAGUGCUACCCGGUGUACUGGAACCAGGCCGAUAAAAUACCAGUAAUGCGUGGACAGUGGUUUAUUGAUGGUACUUGGCAGCCUCUGGAAGAAGAAGAAAGUAAUUUAAUUGAGCAAGAACAUCUCAGCUGUUUUAGAGGUCAGCAGAUGCAGGAAACUUUUGAUAUUGAAGUGUCAAAAUCCAUAGAUGGAAAAGAUGGCAGUGGGAUCAGCUAUUCUGUUGUCUACCACCUCCCUCCCUUCUCCCUCCCUUCUCUGUUCAAAUGGAGAGGAUAUAAGGAGAGUACAGAUGCGGCAGGUCUUAAGCGAAAGCGUUCCCAAGCCAUUCACAGUUUCAAGUUGAGUCGAAACCAUGUGGACUGGCACAGUGUGGAUGAAGUGUAUCUUUAUAGUGAUGCAACAACAUCUAAAAUAGCAAGAACAGUUACCCAAAAACUGGGAUUUUCUAAAGCGUCAAGUAGUGGGACCAGACUUCAUAGAGGUUAUGUAGAAGAAGCAACAUUAGAAGACAAGCCAUCACAGACUACCCAUAUUGUGUUUGUUGUGCAUGGUAUUGGGCAGAAAAUGGACCAAGGAAGAAUUAUCAAAAAUACAGCCAUGAUGAGAGAGGCUGCAAGAAAAAUAGAAGAAAGGCAUUUUUCUAACCAUGCAACACAUGUUGAAUUUCUGCCUGUUGAGUGGCGGUCAAAGCUUACUCUUGACGGAGACACUGUUGAUUCCAUUACUCCUGACAAAGUACGAGGUUUAAGGGAUAUGUUGAACAGCAGUGCAAUGGACAUAAUGUAUUAUACUAGCCCACUUUAUAGAGAUGAACUAGUUAAAGGCCUUCAGCAAGAGCUGAAUCGAUUAUAUUCCCUUUUCUGUUCUCGGAAUCCAGACUUUGAAGAAAAAGGGGGUAAGGUCUCAAUAGUGUCACAUUCCUUGGGAUGUGUGAUCACUUAUGACAUAAUGACUGGCUGGAACCCAGUCCGCCUCUAUGAACAGUUGCUGCAAAAGGAGGAGGAGUUGCCUGAUGCGCGAUGGAUGGGCUAUGAAGAGCGACGUCUCCUUGACGAGCUCUAUUUAACAAAACGGCGGCUGAGAGAAAUAGAAGAACGGCUGUGUGGACUCAAGGCAUCAUCUGUGACACAAACACCUGCCUUAAAGUUUAAGGUUGAGAAUUUCUUCUGCAUGGGAUCCCCACUAGCAGUUUUUUUGGCAUUGCGUGGCAUCCGCCCAGGAAACACUGGAAGUCAAGACCAUAUUUUGCCCAGAGAGAUUUGUAACCGGUUACUAAAUAUUUUUCAUCCGACAGAUCCAGUGGCUUAUAGAUUAGAACCUUUAAUACUGAAACACUACAGCAACAUUUCACCUGUCCAGAUCCACUGGUAUAAUACUUCCAAUCCUCUACCUUAUGAGCAUAUGAAGCCAAGCUUUCUCCACCCAGCAAAAGAACCUACCUCAGUUUCAGAGAAUGAAGGCGUUUCAACAGUACCAAGCCCCGUGACCUCACCAGUCUUGUCCCGCCGACACUAUGGGGAAUCUAUAACAAAUAUAGGCAAAGCAAGCAUAUUAGGGGCUGCGAGCAUUGGAAAGGGGCUCGGAGGAAUGUUGUUCUCAAGAUUUGGACGCUCAUCUGCAUCACAGCCAUCUGAGACAUCCAAAGACUCCCUAGAAGAUGAGAAGAAGCCGGCUGCCUCGCCUGCUACCACCACUGUGGCAACACAGACCCUUCCACACAGCAGUUCUGGGUUUCUUGAUUCUGCAUAUUUCAGACUUCAAGAAUCGUUCUUUAAUCUCCCACAACUUCUUUUUCCGGAAAAUGUAAUGCAGAAUAAAGAUAAUGCCCUCGUGGAACUGGAUCACAGAAUCGAUUUUGAGCUCAGAGAAGGCCUCGUGGAGAGCCGCUAUUGGUCAGCUGUCACCUCGCACACGGCCUAUUGGUCAUCCUUGGAUGUUGCCCUCUUUCUUUUAACCUUCAUGCACAAGCAUGAGCACAAUAACAAUGCAAAACCCAGUUUGGAUCCUGUCUGAACUCUUGAAGGACAUUAAUGGCCCAAAACUCAUUUUUUUCUGUUAAAAUAUGUGUGUCAAGGUAUGGAGACUUCAGGUUUAAGUAUGUUCCAAUUUUGUUUAGAGCAAGAAAUAUUUGCAUUUAAAAGCACUUUAUUUUAUUCUAAAAACAAAACAUUUUUUCAGUCCGAAAGAAGUUAUUUACAGGUUUCAUCAUUUUAAUUGUCAGUCUGACAGAAACCCCUGCAGAGAAUCAAGCAAGAAGUGAAGCAGGUUUGGGCGAACUGCAGGGUUAUAAAUCACAAUCUAAUCUCUCCCAAAUAUAGAGGCAUAUUAAUGGGUUGAAGCUUAUGUAUUAACCAAAGUAUGUUAGAAAUCUAGAACGGUCAAGGUCCAGUGUGUUCUAUGUAAAGAUCAGGAGGUGGUAUCAUUGUUCGGAUUUCUAGGAAAGCUUCCAUUUCCAAAAUGCCUUUGAAAGAAGAGUAUGACAGAUUGAAAGUGUUUGAAUUUAACUUGUUUGGAAAAACUAAAAAAGAAACAAAAUGUUUGAACUACUGUAUUUAUAAUUUAUUACCUCUGACUAAUUGCUUUAUUUAAGUUAUGAAACAUUGCAUUUUUUUAAAUGUUUCCUUUGAACAAUUUAAGAACCAUAUUUAUUUUCUACAGUGUUGUCUUUUUUCUCAGAACUCCAUCUUUGUACUCUUCAGAUGAAUAUGUAGACAGUGUGGCAUACUUUGAGUAAUUUUUCAUUAUAAACUUGUAGUUCCACACAAAUAACACUAGUUCAAUUGUAUUGGGAAAAAAUUAACUUUAUAUUACAUCACAUGUACCUCAGAAGAAGUAAAAGUUUUCUGAACUUGACAGAGUACUCCAUAAUGAGUACAUUUCAUUAACUUUAUUGGAAAAUUAGUAAACUACUUUGGAGUAGGGAGUGUGACAGCUAUUUUAAAUAUAUAAAAAUCUUUGUGCCAAACAAUUAAAAUAUAUAAAGGGAUAGAAUUCCACUAACAAAUUUUAUUUUCAAAAUGUUUAAGAAAACAUGAUUGAGACACACGGCACAAUAGGUCAGGAUUCCAAGGCAUUGGGAGAAUUUUCCUCAGCUGCAAUUGUUUCCACAGUGCUUUUCAUCUGAGGAGCUCAAAGUGCUUUACGAUUCAAUAAUCUAUGUAGUAGCUCCUUGAGGCAAGUUUUUCUCAUGUUACAUGUUAAUACACUAAGGCACCAAAACAUUUAAAGUGUCCUGAAUUAGAUUACAGAGCAAAGCAGAAGAGCCCCAAUUGAAGCCAGACCACGUUCUUUUAUAUGCUGUUAAGCCACUAGUAAUUCAUAUGUGACCUCUUAGUUCGCAAACAAUAAUAAGUAGUUGCAAUUCGUAAUUUGGAGAAAUGACUGAAGCCAAUAUUUUACCCUUCCUGUCUUAUACAUUCUUGGGUUCUCACCCACAAAGGAGGAGUUACUAGAGGGGAUUGGUAGCCAUCUCUGCCACAACCAACCCUCACUUCUGAGUAGCUUCCACCAGGUUUCACUUAAGGUGCUGUCUUUGCUUAUCUUGCAAGGAUUUUUCUUGGCCUCCCAGUAUCACUGUCAAACUGGGAGCGAAGCUGGUCAGUUGCACAUCUCACCUACUCCUUUCUUUAUAAGAUAGUAAAAUCUGUAGCUUACCUGUAAGCUUUACUCAGCACCAUCAGUCCUCUUGUCUAUUUUGGCCUUUCACUGAAUUUGCACAACAUAACAAAGCACUUCUUUUUAGUAUUUAAAAAGAUCCCAAGGCUCCGUGACCAAAUAUGUGACUCACUAAGAAAUCCGUGCUAUAAAAGGCUUCUGAUGAGAUCUUAGCAGCGCUGACGCAGUCUCUGUCGGAUCAGAGAGUCCUGUGAGCUCGGGCCACUUUCAUACCCUGUUUAUUUCAUAGGUCUAAGUUAGUUCUCGGAAUAUUAAACUCAUGUCUCAUAUGACUGGAUCAUUGAAGAUACCUGAGCAUAUGUUGCUGUGGGUGGUAUGACACUCAAAUGCCUACAAGCUCCAGAGGAUUCAUUCUUAACCACUACGGUGUGAAGAGUCCUUUUCACCUAAGAGUGAAAGUCUAUCAAACCUUUUAAUUUGAUAUUGAGUAAAAAGAAACAUAUUCCCAUAGCUAUGAAAUAUGUCUGCUUCCCUUUUUUCAUAUUGAGAAAAAAUCAGAUUUAACCAUGUGGAGUUUAUUUGAAUUGUUGAAAAAGCAACAUUCAAAACCGCUUUUUCAAAAUGAGAUAUUCUGCAUUACUGGACGGAUAUUUUGCUUUCAGUUCAUUAUUUCAUCCAUAGAGAUGGUGAUUUUGACUUUACAGUACUCUUGUUUCCAUGUCUCUGCAUGUUAUCACGGAAUGUACUUGUAUAUACUAACGUAAUAUACAGAAUAUGUGUAAUUCUGGCUUGAUUUAGAAGCUAAGUCAGUUACUGAGUAACAUUUUGCAGCUUUAUUUCAGCAAGUACUAAACUGGCCAAAAAGUUCUGGUUUUGAUACCAUUAAAAUUUUAUUCUCUA